Trifolium pratense (red clover) is the source of this 2132-nucleotide messenger RNA. Its product is annotated as hydroquinone glucosyltransferase-like. Gene Ontology annotation, molecular function: UDP-glycosyltransferase activity. The record is from RefSeq and is a predicted model, not a curated record. The coding region runs from base 288 to 1712 and encodes 474 amino acids. The transcript has a single exon. NCBI's taxonomy places the organism in Eukaryota, Viridiplantae, Streptophyta, Magnoliopsida, Fabales, Fabaceae.
AAGCAUAUUUUUUUAUUUAUUUUAAAAAUGAUUUAAGAUAAUUACACAUGAACGAAAUCUGGAUGGACAACAAGCUGUGCUGCUAAACAUUUUUGUAUAACAAAACUAAUUCUUCAAAAAACUACAUUCAUGGGCUUAGGGGACACAACAUUACUAUCCCUUUGAACUAUUUUAUAGAAACGAUCUUCAACACUCAUUUCUUAUAAAAACGAUCUUCAACAAAUUAAAUACCCAUAUCACAAAUCACAUUUCUUUUCUAUAAUCACUUAUCUCAACUUCUACACAUCAUGACUAAGAAAACAUGCAUAGCUAUGGUUCCUUCCUCAGGAUUAAGUCAUUUAAUUCCACAAGUUGAAUUUGCCAAACAAUUCCUCCAACAACACAAUCAAUUCAUUGUCUCCUUCAUAAUUCCAACAGAUGGUCCUCUCACACCUUCAAUGCAACAAAUCUUGAACACUCUUCCACCAAACAUAAACUUCAUUAUUCUCCCUCAAGUCAAAAACCUUCCACAACAUAGCUACGAACCUGCUACCAAAAUGAAACUCGUAGCAAAAUACUCUGUUCCAUUUCUACAAGAAGCAAUAAAAUCACUUAUUUCAAAAACUCACCUUGUUGCUUUAAUCUCUGGUGUAUUCUCAACUGAUGCACAUGAAGUUGCUAAGCAAUUCAACUUAUCUUCUUACCUUUUCUAUCCUUCAGGAGCUUUUACAUAUUCAUUCUUUGUCACUUUGCCGAAUCUCGACGACUCUGUUUCAUCUGAAACAGAGUACUUAUUAGAACCAGCUUAUGAAACAGUAAUUGUUCCAGGUAGUACAAUCACUUUAACUAUCGAAGAUAUUCCAGAUAUAAUUAAAAGUGAAAGAUCAAGCAUAGUUUACAAAUCAUUUCUUGAUGUGUGUAAGAAAUUCUCAUUAUUUGAUGGUGUUAUCAUAAACACUUUCACUGAUUUAGAACCAGAAGUUAUAAGGGUUCUUCAAGAAAAUGAAAGAGAGAGUAAGAAACCUUGUGUUUAUCCUGUGGGACCAAUCAUUAGAAAUGAGUCUAAUUGUGAAGAAAACAUUAAUUUGAUGUGUUUAAGGUGGUUGGAAAAUCAACAACCAAGUUCUGUUCUUUUUGUAUGUUUUGGAAGUGGUGGAACAGUUUCUCAUGAUCAACUUAAUGAGUUAGCAUCUGGAUUAGAAUUAAGUGGUAAAAAAUUCCUGUGGGUUGUUAGAGUUCCAAAUAAAGUUACUAACUCUGCAUAUUUUGUUGGAGAAAAAGAUGAUCCAUUAGAGUAUUUACCAAAUGGUUUUUUAGAAAGAACAAAAGAAAAUGGAUUAGUUGUUUCAUCAUGGGCCCCACAAGUUGAGAUUCUUGGUCAUGGUUCAAUUGGUGGUUUUUUGAGUCAUUGUGGUUGGAGUUCAAUUUUGGAGAGUGUGGUUAAUGGUGUGCCUAUGAUUGUAUGGCCUUUGUUUGCAGAACAAAAGAUGAAUGCUAAAUUACUUAUUGAUGUGCUUAAAGUGGGUGUGAGGGUAAAUGUUGAUGAUGAAAGUGGGAUAGUGAAAAGAGAGGAAGUUGCUAAAAGUGUAAAGAGAAUUAUGGAAGGUGAUGAAAGUUUAGAAAUAAGGAAGAGAAUCAAAGAAUUGAGUGUUGGUGCUGCUGUUGCAACAAGUGAAGAUGGUUCAUCUUGGAAGGCACUCUCUUCAUUAGCUUUGAAAUUGCAUAGCUUUUGAAUUGUAUGUGUGAUGACAUUAUUAUUAUGUUUAAAUUUGUGAAGAGUCUACCACAAUUGCGAUCUAGAGGGACACUUGAUGUUAGAACUGAUCCUCGAACCAAAUUAAAUUGGUGGUGAAAGUCAAAAAAAUUGUAAAGAGUCUGUCCGCAACUUAAUUGAUAACUAUCAGAGAUAUUAUUAGAGAGAUUGUGGUUGGAACUUCAGACUCUCUAUAUUUAAAGCGUAAGAGCUUAGCCACUAUUUUAUUUGAGAAAAUAAAAUAAAGUUGUAAAUAUUCUCAAUAAAUACAUCAUAUGUAUAUGUUGACAUUGUGGUUCCUAUUUUUUAUUUUUAUUUUUUAAGGAAAAGGAUAUUUUAUAUGUUGUAUAAUCUAGGUUGCAAAGAUGAGUGAGUAGUAAUGAAUGGUUGGUAGAGUAAA